Molecule: messenger RNA, 1323 nt
Organism: Aspergillus viridinutans
Lineage: Eukaryota; Fungi; Ascomycota; Eurotiomycetes; Eurotiales; Aspergillaceae
Exons: 6
Coding region: 1-1323 (440 amino acids)
Biological process (GO): transmembrane transport
Molecular function (GO): transmembrane transporter activity
Source: RefSeq, a predicted model, not a curated record
AUGGACGGCCGAUUCCCCGUGAAGUGGGUAUUUCUGGGCUUCUUCACAGUCUUCGAACUGGGCUCCUUAAUAUGCGGCGUCGCUACCUCGUCGAAAAUGCUCAUUGUCGGCCGGGCUAUUGCGGGAAUGGGAUCCGCGGGCAUGGCCAACGGCGCUCUGACGAUUGUUGCUGGUGCCGUUCCGAUGCAUAGAAGGCCAGUUUUGGUUGGCAUCAUGAUGGGACGCCCUCUGGUCGGUGGUGCGUUGACCACAUAUACGACAUGGCGCUGGUGCUUCUACAUCAAUCUACCCAUUGGAGCACUAGUUGCCGCCCUUUUAGUCUUCACGCGCAUUCCCGAACAACGAGAAAAGGGUCGAGCCGUUGAAGUUCUACCGACAUUCUUCAAGACGUUCGAUAUCAUCGGGUUCGUCCUCUUUGCUCCUGCUGCAACCCAACUGCUGCUGGCCCUUCAAUACGGAGGUAAUCAAUAUGCAUGGGACAGCGCCACUGUCAUCGGCCUGUUCUGCGGUGCAGGUGCAAUGUUCAUCGUCUUUCUGGGAUGGGAGCACCACAUGGGGAAGGAUGCUAUGAUUCCAUUCCACGUGGUUCGCAAACGGAUCGUCUCCUACAACUGUGUGGUGAGCAUGACCUUGUUCGGAAUUACACUCACUGCGUCGUACUAUCUGCCGAUAUACUUCCAGGCAGUGAGAGACAAGACGGCGCUGGUUAGUGGUGUUGAUUUGUUGCCGAGUGUGCUGUGCCAGCUUGUCAUGGCUGUGGUCUCGGGGGCUCUCAGCUACUAUCUACCAUUUGCGAUUCUCAGCGGAAUCCUCAACGCUGUCGGGUGUGGCCUUCUGUCGACCCUAUCUCCCACCACUCCUACACGCGAAUGGGCCGGCUAUCAAGCUCUAAUAGGAUUUGGUCGAGGAGCAGGAAUGCAGAUGCCCAUGAUAGCCGUCCAGAACGCCGUCUUGCCCGACGAGAUGUCAACUGCCAUGGCCAUCUUAACCUUCAGCCAGACCAUUGGCGCUGCAAUAUUUCUUGCGGCCGCACAAGUCCUCUUCUCUCACGGUUUGAGACGUACUAUCCCGCAGUACGCCCCUACCGUCGACCCCGAGACAGUGAUUGCUGCUGGUGCGACUGGUUUCCGGAGCAUUGUGUCUGAGGCGAGUCUCCCCGGUGUUUUGCUCGCUUAUUCAAAGAGCAUUGGACAUGUUUUCUACCUGCUCGCUGCGCUGAGUGUGGUGCAGUUCUUCUUUGCCUGGGGAAUGGGCUGGAAGAACGUUGGCAAGCCUAAAGAGGACAAGCUGAAAGGGGAAGAGGAGGGGAAGACGAACUAUUGA